AAAACAAUGCCAGAAACUGCGAUCACUCCGAAAAGCACGUCUUCUUUAAGUGCCUCGACGAGCUCCAAGGAGGAGUUGAAUCAAUUUCUCGUCGAGAAAGGAUUCACGCGAUGCGUGCAACAUAAAUUUCUAACGUACACCCAACUUCCCGUAAGAUGUCAGAGACCCAGCCGGUAUUACCAUCCGCCAAGAACUUCCUUCCGUUUGACCAACCUAACGAAGAUUAAUCGUACAUCUGCAAUUAAUACCGCGAAAAGCUGUCCAGAAAAUUCGUUAUGCUCGAUAUUUCACAGGAUAAAUACACCGCGUUACAAAAAGAGCUUAUCGAUGAUUGAUCUCACACCUUUAGUGAUGGAGGCUGAAAGUGGCGAACAGAGAUCAGACAGUGGUUCGACGUUAGAAAAAUUCGACGAAAAUGACAAAAUCAAGGACAUAACUACCAGCGAAAUGGGAAUAGGUGUCGGUAUUAAAAAGUGGAUGGACGGUUUCGAUGUAUUGGAAUCGAACGAAGGAUGUUCACGAUUUUGCCGAGAUCCAACAAAAGCGGCAAAUUUGAUGUGUCAUGUUCUCAUGUUGAACGCCUGGAGACAGAGAAGAAGCGAGGUGCAAUUUCUUUACGGGAAGAUAGAGGACAUGAGCCAACAGAUCGAACACUUGCAUCUUCAGAUCGUUGUACUGCGUCGAUUACUCGACACAGAGAAUGGUCGUGUCAGUAGACUCACUGGCGAGGUUCAUCGUGCCAAGGUGCAGUUCGAUGAAACGUUUAAAGAAAGGAAUACACUGAGAUCGGAAAAAGGGAAUAUGGAGGAGGAGAUAAAGCGACUGAACGAGCUUUCCGAGGAGAGGCUGGUCGUCACGGAGAACGUGAGGAACGAGCUGUUCACAGCGCAAAACCAGCUUCGCGCACUCGACGAGCAAAUGUCGAAGGAUCGUGAGAAAUUGUUGAAAUUACGCGAGGACAAGAGGAUACUUUUGGAAAAGGUGACAGCCAGCGAGACACUGGUCACAGAACGAGGAACCAGAGUGGAAAAAGCAGAAUCAAUGGUGGAGGAUUUGCAAUUAAAAUUAGCAACGCAGAUUGCUCUGGUCGAGUCUUCUCAGGAACAGAUAGAACGAUACACGAAGCAGUUGAAAGAGAAAGAGGAUGAAAAGAUGAAGUUGUUGAAACGUUUAAAAUUGACUGAAGAUACGGGGAAAGCACUAAACUUGCGUGCUAUUGCCAUGGAAGUUCAGUUGUCCGAUCGAGAAUCAGCCCUGCAACGUAUGCAGGCAGCCUACAAUUCCCAAUUAACGGAGCUGAAUGAACUGAAAGAACGUCUAAUACGGCAAUCUCAGGAAGGUGGUUGGAGCACUAGAAUGUUGCAAAUAGCCGGUAGUGUUGUACGCGCGCCAAGGGCUAUUCUGCGUACUUUGUUGGCGGGUCCAGUGUUGACUUCUUAA
Molecule: messenger RNA, 1440 nt
Organism: Habropoda laboriosa
Lineage: Eukaryota; Metazoa; Arthropoda; Insecta; Hymenoptera; Apidae
Product: centromere protein F-like
Exons: 6
Coding region: 7-1440 (477 amino acids)
Source: RefSeq, a predicted model, not a curated record